GCCCCACCGACCAAAAUGGCGGCUGCUGUUGGUGCAUAGUGCGGUUUGUAGUGCUGUUGCCCUACUCAUCCCUUUGCAAAAUGUGAAAGAAGAAGCGGCUGGUGGAGGCGGGCCAUAGGCAAUGAGUCGGCGAAGGAAACAUGAUGACAGCCCUAGCCCGAAGAAAACUCCGCACAAAACAGCGGCGGCUGAGGAAUGCGGCUGGGUGGUCGAGCCAGGGAGGAGGCGGCUGAGGUCGGCCCGCGGUUCGUGGCCCUGCGGGGCUAGAGAGGGGCCUCCCGGGCCAGUGCGGCAGCGAGAGCAGCCUCCGACCGCCGCCUUGUGCAGUAAAAGUAACCCCGAGGAAAGGUAUGAAACACCAAAGAGAGCGCUGAAAAUGGACUUACUGUCAUCUUCCUUCAGUUCUCCUAAUGAUCCAGAUGGACAGAAUGAUAUCUUUUGGGAUCAGAAUUCUCCAUUGACAAAGCAGUUAGGUAAAGGAAGAAAAAAACAGAUUUACACCACAGAUAGUGAUGAGAUUUCACAUAUUGUUAAUCGUAUUGCUCCUCAGGAUGAAAAACCAACAACAAAUUCUAUGCUGGACAUGUGGAUUGGUGAAACUGCUAUUCCUUGUACUCCCAGUGUAGCAAAAGGAAAAUCAAGAGCAAAAAUCAGCUGCACAAAGUUAAAAACACAAAAUAAAGAAGAAGAACUUAUGAAACUGGCUAAACAAUUUGAUAAAAAUAUGGAAGAGCUAGAUGUGAUUCAAGAGCAAAACAAGAGGAAUUAUGAUUUUACCCAGACGAUUUCAGAAACACAGAUUUUAAGUAAUUAUAAAGAUGAUAAUAUACAGAUGCGGUCAUUACAUAAUAUAGUUCCCGAAAUAGAUAAUGCUACAAAAAAGAAGCCAAUCAGAGGAAACACCAAGAUAUCUGUGGCAAAUAAUCAAAAUAGCAGUCAGAAGCCAUUUGACCAAACUGCUGAAGCAGCCUUUAAUGCUAUUUUUGAUGGUUCUACUCAGAAGUGUAGCGGACAGUUAAGCCAAGAACUGCCAGAGGCUUUUUGGAGCACCAAUAAUACUACCUUUGUAAAGACAAAUGCUUUGAAAGAGGGGAAAAUCAUUACUAAUGAAACUCUGGUUGUUGAAAAACUGUCAAAUAAAACCCCACGAUCACUUUCUUCUCAAGUAGAUACACCCAUAAUGACAAAAUCAUAUGUGACUUCCUGUACUAAGGAGCCAGAAACUUCUAAUAAGUACAUUGAUGCAUUUACUACCAGUGAUUUUGAGGAUGAUUGGGAAAACUUACUAAGUAAUGAACCUUUUGCUGUGCAAAAUACCGACAUGCCUGAACUCUUCCCUUCUAAAACAGCCCAUGUUACUGAUCAAAAGGAAAUUUUUACCUUUAAUAGUAAAACUGUUAAAAAUACGUCAAGAGCAAAUACAAGUCCAGAUGCCAGGUUAGGAGAUUCAAAAGUAUUACAAGAUCUUUCUUCAAAGACAUAUGACAGAGAAUUAAUAGAUGCAGAAUAUAGAUUUUCACCAAAUCCAAAUAAAUCAAACAAAUUAUCAUCCACUGGAAAUAAAAUGAAAUUUGAGAACUCUUCCAAUAAAAUUGUUAUUCAAGACAAAAUUCAAGAUUGCAUAGUUACAUCUAAUCUGACAAAAAUAAAGGAAGAUACUCUUACUAAAUCUACUGUAUAUGCUUCUGAAAGGAAGUCAGCUUUGAACACAAGAUAUUCUAAUGAACAGAAAAAUAAGUGCAUUUUAAAUCAGUCUAUUAAAGCCCCUGUUAAUACUGAUCUUUUUGGCUCUGCAAAUCUAGGCAGUGAAACCAGCGUUAGUAACCCAAAUCAGACUAGUGCAUCAAAAGUAGGUUCUUUCUUUGAUGAUUGGAAUGAUCCCUCAUUUGCCAAUGAAAUUAUUAAAGCAUGUCAUCAAUUAGAUAAUACCUGGGAAGCAGAUGAUGUAGAUGAUGAUUUGUUGUACCAAGCAUGUGAUGAUAUUGAAAGACUAACUCAGCAACAAGACAUUAGAAAGGACAGUAAGACAUCAGAAAGUAUAUGUGAGAUCAAUAAUAAUUCCGAACAUGGAGCCAAAAACAUGUUUACUAUAUCUAAACAAGGAAGUAAUUUGGUACAAUCAAAGCAUUUGAAUCCAGGCAGCAUUUCAGUGCAGACAUCUUUGACAAAUAGCUCACAAAUAGAUAAGCCAAUGAAGAUGGAGAAAGGGGAAAUGCAUGGAAAUUCUCCAAGAUUUUUAGGUGCCACAAAUUUGAUUAUGUAUUCUAAGACCUCAAAUUGUCAGAUAAAUAAUCUGCAUGUGUCUUAUACUAACACUGAUGUUCCAAUACAAGUGAAUAGUUCCAAAUUGGUUCUUUCAGGAAGUUCAAGUUUGAAUGUAACUUCAGAUCAUAUGAAUACAGAAAUUGCCACUUCUAAGAAGAAAUUGAGUGCUAAGCAGCUAUGCCAUAAGACUAUAACAGAUGAAGCUCAGAGCAACCUUAACAAAACGGUUGGAUUUUCAAAGUUUACAUUUACAAGGAUGAAAAAUUCUCAGAUUAAUCAAAAUUGUAUAACUGGAAGUAUGUCUGAUACCAAAAUUACACAGGGUGUGGAGAAAAAGAAAAGUGUCAACCCAUUACUGGAGGAAGCUGUUGCAAAGCAAUCUUUGGUGAAACUUUCUGAAUCUUUGAAACAAUCUUCGAAAGAGGAAGAAGAGAAAAAUAGAAAGUGUUCUCCGGAAGAAAUUCAGAGAAAAAGACAAGAAGCGCUGGUUCGGAGAAUGGCUAAAGCACGAGCCUCAUCUGUAAAUGCAGCUCCCACUUCAUUUCUUUAAUGAAAUAUUAGUUGGAAGACUUCACAAAGACUGCUGAUAACUAUCUGUGAUAGGAAAUUUUUUUUUCUUGAUUUCUCUGUGAGAAAUGUAAUGCUGACUUUUAUAAAGCCUGGACUUCUACUUUAUUUAAUAAAUCAAUGUUUGCAGUGGUAAAUGAAACAUUUCCUUGGACAUGUAUUUGAAAGUCAUUAUAUACAAGUUUUGGAAAUUCAGGAAAGUUAGCAAUUAUGUACAGAUAUUAUACAGAGGAAAGUAGUUAUAUUUUUAAAUGCUAUUGUUGCAGAGGAUCAUCAAAAAAGAGGUAAUCUACGUUAUUUCCUAUUCUAAUGUCUUUUCCUAAUACAAAACUUCAACUUUCUAAGUUAGUAGACUAUUUUUGUAGUUUUACUUUCAUUAACUGUUGCUUAAGGUUUUCAUACACUUCCAGAUUUUAAUUAAUACUUUCAUAUUUCUAGGAACAUGGUUGAUAUGAAAUAAAGGACUUCAUUUGUAAGGAAAUUAUGUUCAGUUCUUAGAAGUGGAUUUGGAUUUUAAUAAUUCUAAAAUGUGACACAUUUUGCAAACUUUCCAGCAUAUUUAGGAAAACUCUGAUUUUAGAAGUCUAACAUAGAAGAAAAGAAGUAGUGGAUUGUCUACAAAAGUAAUGUGGCAUCAUUAACAUUUAGAACUGGCAGAAACUUCACAUGUCAUCUGGUCCAGCUUCCUUAUUGUAUUGGUGAGAAAAAGUAAUACUGUUUUCAAAGUCAUAGACAAGUUAAUGCUGUGCUACAAUUAGAAUGAUUUCUUUGGACACCUAAACAAUUACACCGUUUGCUUCAAAGUAUCAGUAUAUAAAAUAACUUGAGGGAAUAUUAUUUUCUAGUAUAAAACAAAAGAUGUAAUUAAAAGCACAAUAAGGACUGUUUGAUAAUAAUGCUCAUUGUUUGUUAUUUUGCUUUAAAGAAUUAGUCUUUCCAGGAUAUAAAAAUGAGAAUCUUUUUUCUUUUCAGUUUUUCUGUAACUGUGUAAUUUUCCCCUCAAUUAAUUUACUUACUUUACUCAUCUUUUCUUCUCUGUUACUGUUUUGUUUUUUCUUUUUUUGCCGUUUUGCCUAUUUGGAAUUUGCUAAACCAGUAAUAGAAGUCCAACUAGAGGGCAUAAGGCAGGGAGGAUGCUUUAUUCCUCUUAAAUGGUUUUAGGAGAUCUAGGGAAAGUUAGAGAUAUGAAACACCUGUCAUGGUGUGGCAUUUAUCACUAUCAAGUGUCUCAAAGCUGUGAUAAUACGGUAGUUACUGCCCUAUAACUAUACAGAUACUCCUCAACUUACCGUGUAGUUACAUCCCAAUAAACCCAUCAUGAGUUGAAAAUACCUUAAGUUAAAAAUGCAUUUACUACACUUAAUCUACCCAACAACAUAGCUUAGCUUAGCCUACCUUAAACAUGCUCAAAUCACUUAUAUUAGCCUAGAGUUGGGCAAAUCAUCUGGCAACACGGUACACUAUAGAGUAUCAGUUGAGCUGAUGCGCAGCAUCGUGAGAAUGUUGUACCGCAUAUCUCUAGCCUGGGAAAGAAUCAGACUUUAAAGUAUGGUUUCUAUUGAACGCAUAUCACUUUUGCACCACCUUAGAGUUGAAAAAUUGUUAAGUCAACUAUUUUAAGUUGGAGACUGUACGUUGAAAAUGAUAUUUUCAUAUAUACAGUGGAGUACUGGAGUUUAGCUAAUCUAUCUUAAUUUUUCUAGGAAUAUAUAAUAACCUAGAUAAAUGCAAGUAGUUUCUAUGUAAGAAAAUAAAGAGCUGAGAAUCUUUUACUAAAA
Messenger RNA from Nomascus leucogenys (northern white-cheeked gibbon), 4610 nucleotides. It is a transcript of the gene ETAA1, whose product is annotated as ETAA1 activator of ATR kinase. NCBI's taxonomy places the organism in Eukaryota, Metazoa, Chordata, Mammalia, Primates, Hylobatidae. The record is from RefSeq and is a predicted model, not a curated record.